Messenger RNA from Brienomyrus brachyistius, 2930 nucleotides. Its product is annotated as ceramide synthase-like. Gene Ontology annotation, cellular component: membrane; endoplasmic reticulum. NCBI's taxonomy places the organism in Eukaryota, Metazoa, Chordata, Actinopteri, Osteoglossiformes, Mormyridae. The transcript has 6 exons. Gene Ontology annotation, molecular function: sphingosine N-acyltransferase activity. Gene Ontology annotation, biological process: lipid homeostasis; ceramide biosynthetic process. The coding region runs from base 407 to 1309 and encodes 300 amino acids. The record is from RefSeq and is a predicted model, not a curated record.
AGGGACAUAAGGAGCCAAGUCUUUAGAGCUUUUAAAAUAAAAGUUUAAUUAAUUGAAUAAUUAAUAUCUGAAACCAGCUGAAGAGCAGAAUGUUUUUAUCGCCGUGUCCCUGAAACCAAAUGAGACUGGAGUGAAUGAGCGUAAAUGUAACGUUCCUCCCGAGCUCACGAUUAGACUGAAAUACUGGAAAAGAACUUUUACUAAACACAGCUACCAUUCUCUGAGGGUUGCUGUUAUUCUAGAAUUCCUGUUAGAAAGAGUCUCUUUCGGAGCGUCUUUCUGAAAGUUCUCCCCGGGGUGGAAGGAGAAGGUGCAAAAAAGGGCAGCGCAGCGGCCUCUUAGCAGGGACACGGUGAGAGGGCACCGGUGGAUUGGAUUUCUCUCCCGGGACGGACCUUGUGGGACCAUGUUGACAAUCCUGGUUGCCGGAUCCUUCUUCUUCCCGGGCCUGUUUGUGCUGUCGAAGCGGUGCCUGAAACGCGUCCCGGGCCUGCGAUGGAGCGAGGGGGACGCUGUCAUCGUGUCUGCCAGGUUGGUCUCGUCCAUCCAGGCGAUUAUGGCAUCUUCAGCUGGUUACAUCAUUGCCUCUUCUUGUGAGGAUAUCAUCGAGGAUCAACACUGGCUGACCAGCUCCUACAUCCUUUUUGCCGUGCCGUACUUCGUCUACGACAUCUACGCCAUGUUCAUGUGCUACUGGCACAAGCUGCGGGUCAAAGGUCACGAAGACGGCUCGGCUCCCAGGGACCUCAGAGCCGCCUUCAGCAGCUACCUGCGGAGGGAGUUCCUCAUGGUGCUGCACCACGUUGUCAUGGUCACCGUCUGCUUCCCGGUCUCUGUGUUCUGGCGCCAGGGGAAAGGUGAUUACUUUCAAGGCGUCAUGUUUCUGGCUGAGCUCAGCACCCCGUCGGUCUGCCUGGGGAAGAUCCUCAUCCAGUACAAGCAACAACACACUCUCCUUCACAAAGUUAACGGAUGUCUAAUGCUGGUCACUUUCUUCAUCUGCCGAGUCCUCCUCUUCCCCUACCUCUACUACGCUUACAGCAGAUACGCCUCCAUUCCUUUCUACAUGGUCCCGCUGAUGGUGCCCUGGCAGUGUAACCUGGGUGCGGCUCUCCUGAUGGCCCCCCAGGUCUACUGGUUCUCCCUCAUCUGCCGGGGGGCCUUUCGCCUCUUCACCAGGGGCCCGCGGGCCCCUCCAUCAGCCCCUUCUGCCAUCGCAAAGGUUGACUUGGACGGCAGCACCACCCAGCUGGCACCUGCCAAUGGCUAUAGCCCCCAGGAAACAGAGAGAGAGACUGACACACACUGAGGGGAUUUGGGGUUGGGGGGGGAGAUUCAGAUUGGGGAGGGCGGUUGGUGACUUGAGAUCUUGGCAAGGGAAUGUAUUGUACUGCUUUGUUUGAAUAUUUAUUUAUUGUACCCUGUACCGAACUAUGAAGGGGGUUAGUCUUGCACUGAAUUAUGGGUUGACGGUUCUGGGGGGGGUGGCUGCUGUGUGUGAGACAGCAUGGACUUCUGCCUGGCUGGACAGCAACACGCCACGUACCCAGUGUAUGAUUUUAAAGCAUCAGGCAUAGCAAUGUAUCAUAUGUACAAGUUAGAGCGACUUGGAGCUACCAAAUGGACAGUCAGUGUUUGAGCGCGAUGCCGAUCAUCUCCUGUGACUCUGACAGGGCUGCGGCUAGAGCUCCAUAUUACCCCAAGACCCUCAGCCUGGCCGCAUGCCCUCUGCCUUUGGCCCGCCGGUCACUCCUUCAACUCCGUGGUUUCCGCACAACGAUUACGAAGACUGCAGAGUUCCCACGGACAUGAAAUGUAACGCGUUGUACAUAGUCAGUCACUUGUGUCUUUACGUGCAUCACCUGUUAGUUUUAUUUAUGAGAAAGAUCCGUCUAUUUUGUUUUAAUUUAUUCAUAUUUUAUUUAUUUGUAGUUUUAUUUAUUCAUGAAUUUCUUUAGUACGGGUAGUCAUAGUUAAUUUUAGGUGCCGGUUUUCCCAGCGUGUGUCUCGGUGUGAGGGCUGACCAGGCAGAGUCGUGUGGAUCCUCACACCCCUCUUCCCUUUAGCCCUCGAGUUCUCUGUCGCUCAUAAGCUAUAUCCUCAGCUGUUAUCUGCCGCUGGAAGACGACAGCUGGGCGUUGAAUUCUUUCGUUCCCUCCCGUCGAGUGAGUAUAGUCGGUACCAAUGAUCAUGGCCGCUGUUGUGCAAACAGGGCUUUCAGUAUAAUGCAGUAUUAUGUAGCUUAGAGGGCGUGUGUUGCUGCGGUCCAUACAGGCCGCAAUUACAGUACCAAGGCGUAGCGUCAGGAGCCUGCAGUGGGGACGCCGUUAGCUUAGCGCAGGGUCCCCUUACACGCUAUACCGAUUUCCUCUUUCUUUCAUAUUGAAAUGUCUUCAUUUUGCUGUUCAUGCGGUACAAUGUUCCCAGACCCCAGUGUGACCUUUCAAAGCUUAAAAAAAAAAAAAAAAAAAAAAGGAAAAAAAAAGUUGUUAAUCACAGCUGCUGUACUAUAUGUUACAAUAUAUCAAAUGCCAAGAUGGGCAAAAGCGACACCCUGGGAGCAAGGUGAGGUGUGUCAUGUGCGUAGUGUGCUGUCCUUCAUUACGCAGCACUGUGUCGUACUGCACAUCCUACAAUACUGCACGAUAACGUAAGGAUGAUACUGUACCUUUGAUUCAGGGAACACAACACUUCCCGAUUUUACCAGUUGCUAUGGUACUGGAAAAUGUUAUUAAAACUAUUUAAACAAGCAUAUUGUAACUUCUAUAACUUGUUUAUUUAAGUAUUUAUUUACUUUGGAGCAUUAGAAUGUACAUAUUUAUACAUAUAUAAAUGAUAUAUAUUGUAUCUGGUUUUGUUGCUGUUGAUUGCUACCUACAGGCUGUUCUGUAUCUCAUAUAAUCUUGGCUAAAAUAUACUCCUGUCCUCUC